AUGGGCAUACGACCCUCGCACCUUCCAACAUUACAGAAGGAACUGGCCAAACGGGUUGCCAUUUUCUUCUUCGGGAUGUUCUCGGGAAAUGCCCUGUCACCCAUUCUCGCGUCUGGGAUCAUCCAGCUGGAUGGACGGCGGGGACUCUCCGGGUGGCAAUGGAUCUUUUCAAUUGAAGGCGUCUUCACAAUCUCGGUUGGCCUGUCACUCCUCUUCAUCCUGCCCGGCUCGCCAGACCUACCCGCACCGCUCCUAUCCCGAGGCCUGACCCGCAUCUCCCCAGCAGACCAGUACAUCCUGCAACAGCGCCUGCUCACCGACGGCGGCCACGAACAGACGAGCAGCCAAGGCCUCCACAUCCCGUGGAGGCUCGUCCGCAAGACCCUCCUGCACUACAAGCGCUGGCCGCACUACCUCUCGACCUCGGUGGUCUUCUCGACCUGGUCCCCUCUGACGGCCUACACCCCGUCCGUCUACCUCUCCCUCGGCUUCAGCCGCGUCGCCGCCAACGCCCUCGCAACAGUCGGCGCCGCCGCGACAUUGCCAAUUGUGUUCCUCUUCGCGUGGCUGAGCGACCGCACGGGAGCGCGGGGUACCUGCGUCAUCGCCGCGCAGUCAUGCUAUCUCGUCGCGCUGAUCACGGCGCCCUCGGUCCAGGACGCUGGCGUCGGGGUGUGGCAGCGGUGGGCGCUCUGGACCGUCGUCAACGCCUUCGCGGUCGGGUACCAUCCGCUCAACUGCGAGGGCCCGCGCGAGCGGAGCAUAGCUAUUGCGAUGUGGGUCAUGUUUGCUAUCGGGGGGCUCAUGUACGGCUCGCAGUACUUCCAGGGCGACGACCGGCCCUUCUACCGCAACGGCCUGCGUACCAUGAUCAUUCUUGUGUCGAUCGGAAUCGUGCUUGCUUUGGUGCAGGAGCUUGUGUACUGGCUGCACAACAGGAGGGUCAAACAUGGCACGGCUACGGUUAUAGAUGGAGAAGAGAAGCCAUGUUCUUUGAGCCUAAAGUUGGAAUCAUCUGAUGAAUAUAUGUUGAGAUUAGUAAGGGACUUUGUCUUUGAUCUCGAGCCUAGAACUUCUAACGAAACCUCGUAG
Molecule: messenger RNA, 1092 nt
Organism: Diaporthe citri
Lineage: Eukaryota; Fungi; Ascomycota; Sordariomycetes; Diaporthales; Diaporthaceae
Exons: 3
Coding region: 1-1092 (363 amino acids)
Biological process (GO): transmembrane transport
Cellular component (GO): membrane
Molecular function (GO): transmembrane transporter activity
Source: RefSeq, a predicted model, not a curated record